CUCCACACCGACCUACCGUACCUCAGGGACUCCGCAGUGAAAUACCAGAUCGUCAAUCGUCCAAAGGACAAACCCUCGAUACCGAAGCAAAACUCCCAACCACAAACAAGCAAGGAUGGAUCCCAUGGGUGGUUUAAGGGAUAUCAACUCCCUAGCCGACACCCCCAGAAGGCCAUUAAGUUCUGCUUUUAGUGAGAAUGAGGAAGAUAUGGCGGAUGUUGAUUUCGGAACUCGUUCCGAUGCAGCCCUAUUAGAGGAAGGGGAUUACACAUCUGAUGAGGACGGCGUACCAAGGCAGGGUCGAAGGACAGGGCAUGCGAGAACUUCCUCUACAAUCUACGACAGAACAGCAUCAACCAAAAUCAAUGCGAUACCGAUCCGAGAUCUAAAACAACAACCCGAAAGCAAGAUUCGGACCAUCAUCAGGAAUUUCAGGAAAAAUCCCGAGAAGCCCCUCUCCCGAGCCCGCGUAGUCUUCCGCGCCUUUUCCCUGAUCGCUUCGGGAACGGUUCUGGGAGCGACAGCGCACAUGCUCUGGCAUUACCUCGACACAAAAUACGAUUUACAUAACGGAAAAUUGAUCUGGCCAGCGGACCUCACCAUCAUGCCCACAGCGCUCAUGUUGUCUAUAGCAGUUUACACAUUCUUGACCGACUUGGGUUUUCUCAUCGGGAGUGCCUGGAAAAACUUUCGGUACUUGAAAAACAAAACCGCCGCCACCAUAGUUGCCCUGAAUUCGUUGACCAGCUGUAUCGGCUGGAUCCUCUCAAUAUUGUUCUCCCAUCAACAACGAGAUAGACCAACCCUGCUCUGGGUCUGUUCCGUGAAAGGCAAUCCCAAAUCGGCCCAAGAUUCGGAGGGUUCCCCUAUGGACUUUGCUCUCCAUUGCAGUGAAUUGAAUUUCACAUGGAUAGCUGCCUGUAUUGUUGCCAGCGCGCAAGGGCUCGUAGUAUUCACCAUCAUCUUCAGCUGUUGCGGCGGCCGCCCCAAGAAGCCAAAGUUUAAGGCACCGAAAGAUGUCCUCCCCGUAGGACGUUGGUCUUCAUUCGUUGAUGGAACCACCGAAUGGGUGAAUGAAAAGAUCAAGUUAUUAAAAAGGUGA
This is a messenger RNA of Tuber melanosporum (Perigord truffle), 1102 nucleotides long. RefSeq lists its product as uncharacterized. The record is from RefSeq and is a predicted model, not a curated record. The coding region runs from base 116 to 1102 and encodes 328 amino acids. NCBI's taxonomy places the organism in Eukaryota, Fungi, Ascomycota, Pezizomycetes, Pezizales, Tuberaceae. The transcript is spliced from 5 exons.